Rubroshorea leprosula is the source of this 1445-nucleotide messenger RNA. The record is from the annotation of a GenBank genome assembly. NCBI's taxonomy places the organism in Eukaryota, Viridiplantae, Streptophyta, Magnoliopsida, Malvales, Dipterocarpaceae.
CAAUCACUCUCUUCUAUUUAUUUCGACGUGAUGAUUCCACAUUCCCCUGAUCCAUCCUCAUUCCUCUAAACCAGAAAAUUGUUUGCUUUUUCAAGAUGAUGAGUACGGAGGACCUGAUUUCCUACGUAAUGAUAUUCAACAAGUUAAAGCUUGAAGAUGAUAGGUUGUGCAAAGCCAUUCAGGUGCUUACGAAGGAUGAAGAAUUCGACUUCGAAAUCUUGGAGCUGAUGAGGUCGGUUGCCCACGGCCGACUCCCUAAAGAGACGCUGAUUCAGGCCUAUGAAGAAUUCAGGAAACGAGAAAAUCUCAACGUAUCAAAGGAGUGGGAAAAUCCCCGUGAACAGCAAGUUAAGAAUCCUGAGCGGAAAAAUCCACCUGGAUUUGGCGGGAAAUUGAUGAGGGCGGUGGGCGGCGACGAUCAGGCUAUUGGGAAGUCCAAGAAACAGGAAAAUCUUAACAUAUCAAAGGGCUGUCAAAAAUCCCAUGAACAGAAAGUGAAGAAUGAUAUAGGGAAACGUCCACUUGAAUUUGGCUGGGAUUUAAUGAGGGCGGCGCCUGGCGACGAUCAGGCGAGUAGGAAGUCUCUGAAACAAGAAAAGCUUAACAUAUCCAAGGGCUGUCAAAAAUUCCAUGAACAGGAAGUGAAAAAUACUAAAGGGAAACAUCCAGUUGAAUUUGGCGGGGAUUUGAUCAUGAUGAGGGCGGUGGCCGGUGACAAAGAACUCCCUGAAGAAAGCCUAAGUCAGGCCACUGCAAAGUACCUCCAGGGACAAGAAAAGCUAAAGAUGUCAAUAGGCUGUAAAAGAAGAUUUUAUGAACACGGAAGUUCGUCGGGAUUAAAGGAUCAAAAGAAAGUGAAGAAAGCUAGAUAUGAACUUCCGCUUGAAGAAUUUAAAAACCAGGUAUUGCCCGUUGAGAUGAUGAACAAAAUCAGGGAAUUAGGAGGGUACGAUCAGAAGCUGGUGGCAACCAAAACUCUGUUAUAUUCUGACAUUAAUAAUGGUCAGAACAGGUUUCUGAUUCCGCGGAAGCAUAGCAAUAACGUAGACUUUCUGACAACGGAUGAGAAAUUGAGACUGGCAUUAUACAGGGAGACUAAAGAGGAAGAGAAUGACAUGCUGGUGUUGCUGGUGGAACCAUCUCUUGAGGAAUACCACAUAUGUUUGAGGGAAUGGUUGAAUGGCACCGGAAGCAACUAUUUGUUAACGAGCGGCUGCAAGUGGUCGACGGUGGUGCGUAGGAAUGAUUUGCGCGUAAAUGACAUUGUACAGUUAUGGUCGUUCCGACGCUGCUCAGAACUCUGUUUUGCCCUUGUAAUUGUUGACAGGGGAAGUUGAAGAUCCAAACAAUUGACCUCUCUUUCUUUCCUGUUUUGUUUGUGGUGAACUCUUAUCAACUCUUUUCCUUGAUGCAUUCUUGAUGUGGAUCAGUUAAAUUUUGAUGAA